This is a messenger RNA of Melopsittacus undulatus (budgerigar), 4957 nucleotides long. RefSeq names its product iron responsive element binding protein 2 (gene IREB2). The coding region runs from base 65 to 2962 and encodes 965 amino acids. NCBI's taxonomy places the organism in Eukaryota, Metazoa, Chordata, Aves, Psittaciformes, Psittaculidae. The record is from RefSeq and is a predicted model, not a curated record. Gene Ontology annotation, cellular component: mitochondrion; cytosol. Gene Ontology annotation, biological process: citrate metabolic process; tricarboxylic acid cycle. The transcript has 22 exons. Gene Ontology annotation, molecular function: iron-responsive element binding; 4 iron, 4 sulfur cluster binding; aconitate hydratase activity.
CCGCCCGGGUCCGCUCCCCCCGGCCCCCGCCGCCCGCCCCGCAGCGCUAAUAUGGUCGCCAGCGAUGGACCCUGUCAGGCCAGGAAGCCCUUACCAGCCCGUAAUUGAAGCAUUAGAAAACUAUCCACAGAAGAAGUUCUACAAUGUCUCAAAGCUCGGAGGCGACAAAUAUGAUACUCUGCCUUAUUCCAUACGAGUGCUGUUUGAAUCCAGUGUACGUAACUGUGAUGGCUUCUUAGUGAAAGAAACAGAUGCUAUGAACAUCUUGGACUGGAAGACAAAACAGAAUAAUGUUGAAGUGCCCUUCUGUCCCGCCAGAGUUGUUCUUCAAGACUUUACUGGAAUUCCAGCAAUGGUGGAUUUUGCUGCCAUGAGGGAAGCUGUGAGAAAUGCUGGAGGAGAUCCUGCGAAAGUCAAUCCUGCCUGCCCAACUGAUCUCACUGUUGACCACUCUCUGCAGAUUGAUUUCAGCAAAUGUGCAAUCCAGAACGCUCCGAACCCUGGAGGUGGCGAUGCGCAGAAGCCAAUGGCGAAGCUGUCCCCGCUGAAGGUGCAGCCGCGGAGGGCGACCUGUAGGGGUCAGGCCGGCUGCAGGGGGCCCUGUGGCUCUGGGGAGGCUGCUCGCAGCCCGGGACAGUUUUCUGCACAGAUCGAGAACACGCCGAUCCUGUGUCCCUUCCAUCUCCAGCCCGUGCCUGAGCCUGAGACAGUAUUGAAAAACCAAGAGAUGGAAUUUGGCAGAAACAGAGAGAGGCUUCAGUUUUUUAAGUGGAGUUCCAAGGUUUUCAAGAGUGUUUCCAUAAUCCCACCUGAGACUGGAAUGGCACACCAAGUUAACUUGGAAUAUUUGUCCAGAGUUGUUUUUGAAGUUAAAGAUUUCUUAUAUCCCGAUAGCGUGGUUGGCACAGAUUCUCAUACAACCAUGGUAAAUGGCUUGGGUAUCUUGAGCUGGGGUGUUGGGGGCAUUGAAACAGAAGCAGUGAUGCUGGGGAUGCCUCUUACUCUCACUUUGCCCGAGGUUGUUGGGUGUGAACUGACAGGCACAGCCAGCCCGCUUGCUACAUCCAUAGAUAUUGUUGUGAGCAUUACAAAGCAUCUUAAGCAAGCUGAUGUUGCUGGAAAAUUUGUGGAGUUUUUUGGGAGUGGAGUUUCCCAGCUCUCUGUAGCAGACCGAACCACAAUAGCAAAUAUGUGUUCUGAAUAUGGUGCUAUUCUGAGCUUUUUCCCUGUUGAUAAUGUGACACUGAAGCACUUAAAGCAUACAGGUUUUGACAAGGCCAAGCUAGAGGUCAUGGAAGCGUAUCUUAAAGCUGUGAAGUUGUUUAGGAGUGAUGAGAGUUCUUCCGGAGAACCUGAGUAUUCCCAGGUAGUGCAAAUAAGUUUAAGUUCUGUAAUUCCAUAUGUCAGUGGCCCCAAGAGGUCCCAAGACAGAGUGGCUGUUAAUAACAUGAAAAAUGACUUUCAAGCCUGCUUAAAUGAAAAGUCUGGUGUUAAAGGCUUCCAGAUUGCAGUUGAGAAACAGAAUGACAUUGUACCUGUUCAGUAUGAAGGAAAUGAAUACAAGCUAUCUCAUGGCUGCAUUGUCAUUGCUGCAGUGAUCAGCUGUACAAACAAUUGUAAUCCAUCUGUCAUGCUUGCUGCAGGACUUCUGGCCAAAAAAGCUGUUGAAGCUGGCCUAGUGGUUAAGCCCUACAUAAGAACAAGUUUAUCACCAGGCAGUGGAAUGGUUACACAUUACCUCAGUUCAAGUGGAGUAUUGCCAUACCUCAGUAAGCUUGGGUUUGAGGUUGUUGGUUAUGGGUGUUCAACAUGUGUAGGAAACACUGCCCCCUUACCAGAAGCCAUCAGGAAUGCAAUCAAGCAGGGGGAUAUAAUUGCCUGCGGAGUGUUGUCUGGAACAAAGAACUUUGAAGGGCGUCUCUGUGACUGUGUCCGUGCCAACUACCUUGCUUCUCCACCGCUAGUAGUUGCUUAUGCUAUUGCAGGCACAGUUAGAAUAGACUUUGAAACUGAGCCUUUGGGCACUGGCUUCAAUGGUGAAAACAUUUACUUACGAGAUAUUUGGCCCACCCGAAAAGAACUUCAUGCUGUGGAGGAAGAGUGUGUGAUAUCAGCCAUGUUUAAGGAGUUGAAAGAGAAAAUGGAGAAAGGAAACAAACGAUGGAACCUGCUGGAAGCACCUGAGUCAACUCUGUUUCCCUGGGAUUUAAAAUCUACUUACAUCAGGUGUCCUUCCUUUUUUGAUAAACUUGCCAAAGAACCAGUUUCACCACAACCGGUUGAAAAUGCCCAUGUCUUGCUCUAUCUGGGAGAUUCGGUAACUACAGAUCACAUAUCCCCUGCUGGAAGCAUUGCACGGAGUAGUGCUGCUGCGAAGUAUCUGACCAACAAAGGACUCACACCUCGUGAAUUCAACUCUUAUGGAGCUCGAAGAGGUAAUGAUGCUGUGAUGACAAGAGGUACCUUUGCAAAUAUUAAGCUUCUGAAUAAGUUCAUAGGAAAGCCAGCUCCCAAAACAGUUCACUUCCCAUCAGGACAAACGCUUGAUGUGUUUGAAGCAGCAGAGCUCUACCAGAAAGAAGGCAUCCCUGUAAUUAUUCUAGCAGGAAAGAAGUAUGGACUGGGUAGCUCAAGAGACUGGGCUGCAAAAGGGCCUUUUUUACUGGGUGUUAAAGCCGUCCUGGCUGAAAGCUAUGAAAAGGUUCAUAAAAGCCAGCUGAUUGGGAUUGGCAUAGCUCCGCUUCAGUUUCUUCCUGGGGAAAAUCCAAGUACUUUGGGUCUCACUGGCAGAGAGCAGUUUUCUAUAUUGUUCCCUUCAGAGCUGUCACCUGGAAUGACUUUGGAUAUUAAGACAAGCACUGGAAAAGUGUUCAGCGUGGUUGCCUUGUUUGAAAACGACAUGGAGAUAACUAUAUACAAGUAUGGUGGAAGUCUAAACUUUGUGGCUCGGAGAUUCUUGUAGUAGACUGACUGACUGAUAUGGGUACCUUGCAUAACUGGUAAUGCUGAAAAUGCCUUGUGUGAACCCAGGAAUCUGUACUGUGGAACUGCAGACAGUUCUAGUGUGCUCAAAGUUACUUCGUCCAUGGAUGUAAAAGAUUGUGAAUCAUUGUUACUGCAACAUGAUCCUUCCUGAUUUUAAAUAAUAUUCUAAUGGUGCUAUUAAACAUUGCUAAAAUCAACAUGUGUGUUGUGGCAGAGAGCUGUAAGUAUGGAGGGGAUGUUUUAUCAGACCAUUUUGUAAAUAAACGAUGCAAAAUCUGAACCUGAUCGUGCUGAAGGUUAUUAUGUCAGGAGACUUUGUGCAGUUGUUUCUGCUCAGUUCUUGCACCUGUAACUCUGUACUGCUGUGUGUUGGUUGUAGGGUAGCAGAUGGUAUGGAAUGGUAAAGGCCACACAUCACUUUAUUGUCGUUAUUUAUUUUUGCAUCCAGAACUUAAAACAGACCCUCAGUUUUGAACUUGCUCUAUAGGUUAUGGGCGUGCAAAAAAGCAGUGCACAAGGCCUGUGGUAUCCUGUAUUGCAGAUCAGGACUUCCUUACCUUUAGUAUGGGAUUAUAUUUCAUCUGAACCCAGAUGUAAAACUGCUCAUGCUAUGAAAUAUUGUGUGCCUAGAAGUAUGGCAAACAUCUCUGCAUUCAGAAACAUGCUCACGGUUACUUUGCUCACACCAGUUAAGUGUAGCACCCUGGCCUUUGGGAAGCUGCAGUGUCCGAUUGAAGCUUGUACCAGUUCCUUAAAGUGAUGCAGUUUGUCCUUUGUGACACCAGUUGUUACUGUGCUGUCUUCAAUAUCAUUAGACAAAGACACCCCUCUCCCCCCCAUAGUAUUUUAGCUUUUAAAGAUGUUUUAAAACAUUAGGACUAUUUAAAUUCUUGUGCUUUAAAUAUGACCCAUGUCUAAUAAGUUAUAGUUGAGGCAGCCAUUCUGCUUCAUCAUCUGCUGUUAGUUUACAGCUCUUCCAGACAAGCAUCAAGUUUCCCUGCUAAAAUUCUAGACCACUGAACAAAGCUGGCUCUUGUGCCAUUGCAGCUUCCAUAAACAUAAUGGUCAGCACGCUGAUGAUAAAAGCCCUGUUCCAUAUUGACUACUGACAGAAGAUGCACAGUGUCCUUGCAAGUGCUUGUUUUACCACUUAUCUAAGUAUUGACAACUUCUAAUCUGCCCAAGUGAGUCUUCCAUGUUUCUGUGUUCCUAUAUCUGGAAAAGCUUCAUGCCACCACUUAGGGUUUACAUAAAGAUUAAUUUCUUUUGAAGGACAAAGCUGCAGUAACUUGAUUAGAAAGUGUCAAGGUUUUGCUUUUAAGAUCUGUUGUUCUUGAUGAGCAUGGUCUUAAAUAUCAGAACUUCCAAGAGGACUGUAUUAGCUUUACUACCUCUGCUUCCAGUUUAUAACCAGACAUAAAGGUAGUAGAUGCACCAUUCAAAUCUUUAAAUAGUGUGUUUCUGACAUUCCUUAAACCUGACCCUGGCAUAACUGUAUGGUCACAAGACAUUGUUUUAUGGCAGUUCAAAUGACAAAUUACUUUGACUUCACUGGCAGAACUGUGAUACGCCUUUUUUACUUUAUUGGACAAAGCUCCCUGAAGUUUGAAGUUCUGUGUAGUUCGUUUCUGUAUUUCACUAGUUUUGCUGUGGUUUUCUUUUAGUCCAGAUAAAGACAUUCCAGUGACUCCUACCAUUGAUACGGAUGAUGAAACAAUGCAUUUUUUAAUACUGUGUUCAAAUGGAUGUUGAGUGAGUUUCUGUUGUGUGGUACACAUGCUAAUUUUAUCCAGAGUUAUUGAGCAGAUACUAUUUCUUGCACAACAAUGGCUAACACUAUUCUUUUCCCCAGCUCAAAGGUAUGAUUCAGUUCAAGAAAAUCUGUGUUUGUUACUGGGGAGCAGAUAGGAAUUUAUUGCUGGCACAAAAUGAUGCUUCAUGCAGAUGAUAAAUAAAACUAUGACAAGCCAUU